This is a messenger RNA of Aspergillus ibericus CBS 121593, 1614 nucleotides long. It is a transcript of the gene erg24B, whose product is annotated as c-14 sterol reductase. Gene Ontology annotation, biological process: ergosterol biosynthetic process. Gene Ontology annotation, cellular component: endoplasmic reticulum membrane. The record is from RefSeq and is a predicted model, not a curated record. Lineage: Eukaryota; Fungi; Ascomycota; Eurotiomycetes; Eurotiales; Aspergillaceae. Gene Ontology annotation, molecular function: Delta14-sterol reductase activity. The transcript is spliced from 3 exons. The coding region runs from base 17 to 1507 and encodes 496 amino acids.
CUCUCCUGACCACACCAUGGCUUCUAAGAAGAACUCCAGGACCAAGGGUCCCAUCCAGCCUGUUCCAGAGAAACGGGGCUAUGAAUUCGGAGGCCCGCUCGGUGCUUUUGGAAUCGUGUUUGGCCUCCCCGUGCUGGUCUACAGCUUUACCUUUUUGUGUAACGAUGUCUCCGGCUGUCCGGCACCUUCGUUGCUCCACCCGUCGACGCUGUCGCUCGAUCAAUUGAAGGUGGAGGUGGGUUGGCCAGAGGAAGGACUGGCCGCGUUUCACGAUACGCGCGUGACGCUGUGGGUGCUGAGCUACUAUCUGCUCAGCUUGGUGAUGCAGGUGUUUCUGCCUGGUCAGGAGGCUGACGGGACUGAAUUGGCUUGCGGGGGACGACUGCGCUACAAGUUCAAUGCCUUUCUUUCCGCUGUUCUGAUCCUCGCCGGAUGUGCUGUCGGUACCUACGUCCACGGCGCGGACUUUGUCGUCUGGACCUUCCUUUGGGACAACUACCUGCAGGUCAUCACUGCCAACCUGCUGAUCUGCACCGUGAUCGCCAUCUUCGUCUACGCAAAGAGCUUCACCGUUCCGGCCCCCGGCCAGCCCAACCCGGAGCUCCGACAGCUGGCACCCGGCGGCCACACCGGCAAUGUGCUGUAUGAUUUCUUCAUUGGCCGGGAGCUGAACCCGCGGAUACGCCUGCCCAUCCCGUUUGUCAGCGAGGCGUCGCGCACGAUCGACAUCAAGUCGUGGUGCGAGAUGCGUCCGGGCCUGCUGGGAUGGAUCAUUUUGAACCUGUCCAACAUUGCCCGCCAGUACCGGACCUACGGUUACGUCACGGACUCGAUUGUCAUCUCCACUGCCUUCCAGGCGUUCUACGUGCUGGACGGGCUGUACAUGGAGCCGGCGCUGCUGACGACAAUGGACAUCAUCAUGGACGGCUUUGGAUUCAUGCUGUCGUUUGGUGACAUGGUGUGGGUGCCGUUCAUCUACAACUUCCAGACGCGGUACCUUGCCGUGUUUCCGUAUGAGCUGGGGGUGACGGGCAUUUUGCUCGUGCUGGCCGUCACGGCUGUGGGCUACUCGAUCUUCCGGGGGGCCAACAACCAGAAGAACCGGUUCCGCACCAACCCGAAUGACCCGCGCGUCAAGCACCUGCAGUACAUCCAGACGGCUAGUGGCUCGAAGCUGAUCACGUCCGGCUGGUGGGGCUGUGCGCGACACAUCAACUACCUUGGGGACUGGGUGAUGUCGUGGUCGUACUGCUUGCCGACAGGAAUUGCAGGCUAUGCUAUUGUCCAGAGCGUGAACUCGGCAGGCGAACUGCAGAGCCAGGCGGUGCAGACGGCCGAGAGCCGGGGAUGGGGAAUGGUGUUUACGUACUUUUUCCUGGUGUACUUUGGGACCUUGUUGAUCCACCGGGAGCAGCGGGACGAGGAGAAGUGCAAGCGAAAGUAUGGCAAGGACUGGGACCGGUAUACGUCCAAGGUGCGCAGUCGGAUUAUUCCUGGAAUUUACUAGUCCCUCUGCCUUCACUCAGACCCCAUUAAAAACCUGUAUUAUACGCUCCAAUAUUUGGACAUGUAUCAACCAUAUAUAGUUUAAUAUCUUCUAUUCUUUAAGAAUGU